This is a messenger RNA of Schistosoma bovis, 453 nucleotides long. NCBI's taxonomy places the organism in Eukaryota, Metazoa, Platyhelminthes, Trematoda, Strigeidida, Schistosomatidae. The record is from the annotation of a GenBank genome assembly.
AUGAAUCUAAAAAUCUAUCUUUUUAUACCUCUGGUGAUUAUUUUCGGAACUGUUCAUUCUAAAACUCGUCCAAAAACUCCAGAUGAAAUAUGUGCUUUACCAUUGAAAAAAGGUUAUUGUCUACAAAAUAUACCACGUUUCUAUUAUAAUUCACUUGAAAAUAAAUGUCUACCAUUCACUUAUAAAGGAUGUGGUGGAAAUGAAAAUAGAUUUAAAACUAAAGAAGCCUGUGAAAGUAUGUGUAUGAAAAAGACAACAAUGAAAUCUAUAAAUAAUCAAUCAAGAACAACAUCAUCAUGGCAAAAAGUUAAUGAGACAACGACACGAAUCAUUAAUUUAACAAAAUCAACUUUACAGAAAAAAUAGAAUGAUUUAAACAUAUCUAAAAGUAUUAUAAAUGUCUUUUUCAAAUGUUGUAUGUAAUAGAAAUAAUAAAAUUUUUGUCAAGUUUUA